GACUCUUUGCAAACAAUACUUCAGAUUGUUUUCUCUUUCAUCGCAACAUCGGAACACUAUACGAUGGCAAAUGAAGCCAAGCCGUGCCCCUGUCAUGUUGGGGAUCUGAUGGAGUACGGGGGGCUCGGCCAGGAGGUCCAGAUCGAGCACAUCAAAGCUUAUGUAGUGAAACCAUCCGCCGCAUCUGACAAGGCCAUCAUCGUCAUACAGGACAUCUUUGGGUGGCAGCUUCCCAACACCAGAUACAUGGCUGACAUGCUGGCUGCUAACGGAUACAUCGCUGUUUGUCCAGACCUCUUUGUUGGGAAGGAUCCGUGGAGUCCGUCACGUGACUGGUCCCAUUUCCAGGAGUGGCUGGAAGACAAAAAGCCAACGAACAUAAACAAAGAGGUGGAUGCAGUGCUGAGGUACCUGAAGGAGCAGUGUGGAGCCAAAAACAUGGGAGCUGUGGGCUUCUGCUGGGGAGGAGUUUGCACACAUUACAUCGCCCUGCAGUAUCCAGAGGUCAGAGCAGCAGUGUCCGUCUAUGGGAUCGUCCAUGAGAGAGAGGACCGGUACGAGCUGAAGGGUCCGACACUGUUCAUCUUCGGGGAGAAAGAUGAGGUCAUCCCUCUGGACCAGGUGAGUGUCCUUGAAGCAAAGCUGAAGGAGAAAUGCACGGUGGAUUACCAGGUGAAGAUCUUUCCUGGUCAGACUCAUGGGUUUGUUCACCGCAAGAGAGAGGACAUCAACCCCACGGACAAACCCCACAUCCUGGAGGCCAGAGCGGAUCUGCUCAACUGGCUCAACAAGUACGUGUAAAGGUCUGAAGAGCCAACACAGGGAGUGUCUACAUCUGCCAGAUCAAAUUUCUAUAGGCAGCAAGAAAACCUGAAAAGGUCAAAGGUCAAAUGUAGAGGUGCCAUUUACAGCAGUGGACGGUGUUUGUCAUAACUUUUGUUCGAUUGUUGACAAUCUUCUAAAUGUUUCUGCGAAUUAAAAGUGAACAUUAACUGUGAAGAUAUUUAAUACAUUGGCAUAUUAGGGCCAUUGCAGGCAGUAAAACAGUUAAGUACGGAGCCAGUGAAGGGGCUGAUAUUGUGAGAAACGCAGAACUUCCAUGAUUGAAGUACAUUUUUAAGAAAAACAUGCAAAUAUUCUUUGAGAUGAUAAAAAGGCAUACAUUUGAGAGAAACCCCCGGAAAAAUCUUUCAUCGCUUCACUUUGCAAAGUUAAUGCCGUGCAUUCUGCCUGCAGUGGAUGACCUAAUCCAAUCUGAUUCAGCAAUAAUGAAAUACUUGAUUUCAGCCCAGAAUCAGAUGAUCAAACAUCCAGACUUUGAAGAAAACUGAUUUAGAUGGUGAUCAGGAGCUACAACACAAUGGACAGAUAUUUCCAUGUUCAAUAACACUCAUUUCAUAAUCUGAGAAUAUUCCAAAUUGUGUUUUUUUUAAUGCAAGAUUAAGUUAUUUCUUUACAUUUACGUUAAUCUACAAUGGUCAUAACAAUUGUGCUCAAUUAAAAUACUUGCCGUGUGCAAAAUAAUUAUGAAUGCAGUAUUUCUCAAUGUGAGAAUGAAAGCAAUAAAUAUAAUAUAGAUUUAACUUUCCAUGUGUCAACUUUGUGUUCAUUAAGACAUGUAAUGCACACUUUACAUGGAAUACACAAAUCUUUUA
This is a messenger RNA of Cottoperca gobio, 1655 nucleotides long. RefSeq names its product carboxymethylenebutenolidase homolog (Pseudomonas) (gene cmbl). Gene Ontology annotation, molecular function: hydrolase activity. The transcript has 6 exons. The record is from RefSeq and is a predicted model, not a curated record. Lineage: Eukaryota; Metazoa; Chordata; Actinopteri; Perciformes; Bovichtidae. Bases 64 to 801 code for a protein of 245 amino acids.